This is a messenger RNA of Fonsecaea erecta, 2151 nucleotides long. RefSeq lists its product as hypothetical. The transcript is spliced from 4 exons. Bases 1 to 2151 code for a protein of 716 amino acids. The record is from RefSeq and is a predicted model, not a curated record. Lineage: Eukaryota; Fungi; Ascomycota; Eurotiomycetes; Chaetothyriales; Herpotrichiellaceae. Gene Ontology annotation, molecular function: RNA binding; 5'-3' DNA helicase activity; ATP hydrolysis activity.
AUGGCACCCUCGGCGCCCGAGACACUCUCCCCGUCUGCGUUCUUCACCACGCUGCUCCAUCUGGUCACCCUUGAACAAGACUCCGAGGUCGCAGAGACGUCGCUGCUGCUCUCGUCCACGCCGCCCACGACGCUGUCUCGCGCCGGCCUCGCCAUCCUUAACCUCUCGGUGCAGUCGCUGAAGACCGGUCUCGGGGGCCGCAGCGUGGUCGAACUCGGUCUCGACGCGGCCGUCGUGAGCAAGGAUUCCAAGGGUGAGUUGCCGGAGCACGGGAUCCGCACAGGCGAUAUCGUGCGGGUCGGAGAGACCCCGAAAGGCACGGCGAGGAAGAAAGAGGCCGCAGAGCUCAAGGGCAAGGGCGUCGAAGGGGUGGUGGUCAGGGUUGGGGAGAGGGCCGUGUGGGUGGCGCUGGGCAAGGAGGGUGGCGGAAGCGAUAAUGUCGAAGAAGUACCGGACGGGAAACUGUGGCUGGUCAAACUGGCGAACGACGUCACUUACAAGAGAAUGAACCAGACCCUUACCAGACUACUCAAGACGCCCGAGUCGUCAUAUACGACGCUCCAGCGCGUCCUCCUGGGCCUUUCUUCCACAGGGACAACCAACUCGUCUGACUCGAGCGACAUCACUUUCUUUGACCCGACAUUAAACCCGUCUCAACAAGACGCAAUCCGCUUCGCCCUCUCCUCGCCCGAGAUAGCUCUCAUCCACGGUCCGCCCGGAACAGGAAAGACGUACACCCUCAUCGAACUCAUUCUACAGCUUCUCAAGCGUAAUCAACGGGUGCUGGUAUGCGGACCCAGCAACAUCAGCGUGGACAACAUCGUAGAACGUCUCUCCUUGACCUCCCCGAGUACACCAAUCGUUCGUCUCGGUCAUCCGGCCCGCCUCUUGCCAAGUGUCUUGAACCACUCGCUCGAAGUGUUGACGCGGACGAGCGAAGCGGCGGGAAUUGUGAGCGACGUGCGCAAGGAGAUGGAUGCGAAGCAGGCGUCAAUUCGGAAGACUCGCAAUGGCCGUGAACGACGGGCAAUUUACGCUGACCUGAGAGAGUUAAGGAAAGAGUACCGUGAGCGCGAGGGAAAGUGCAUUGAUGGGCUGGUGACGGGUAGCAAAGUCGUACUGUCGACGCUCCACGGGGCUGGGAGUUAUCAAGUCCGCAACCAGGCAUUCGACGUCGUGGUGAUUGAUGAAGCGAGUCAAGCUCUCGAGCCACAAUGCUGGAUUCCACUGGUGUUCGGAGGUCCCAACGUGAAAAAGCUGGUCUUAGCGGGCGACCAUCUGCAGUUGCCGCCAACAGUCAAGAGUGCAGAUAACAAAGACAACAAGGUGGAAAAGAAAGCAAGGAUCAAAACCUUGGAGGAAGAAUUGGCCAAGCUGUCUGUCAAGGACGAAGAAUUAAAGGCCGCGAAGAGUUGGUCGUUGGAAACCACAAUGUUUGACCGGCUGUUGGCCAGACACGGAUCUGGGAUUAAGAGGCUGCUCAAUACGCAGUAUCGAAUGCAUGAAAAAAUAAUGCGGUUCCCCAGCGACGAGUUGUAUGACGGGAAGCUCAUCGCGGCGGAUGCUGUUAAAUCCCGACUGCUAAGAGAUCUACCAUACGAAGUAAAAGAGACCGAAGACACCGCGGAGCCGCUUGUGUUUUUCGACACGCAAGGGGGCGAUUUUCCAGAGAAGACAGAAGACGACUCAGGCGGCCAGGUUCACAAGUCGACCCUGCUGGGAGACAGUAAGUGCAAUGAAAUGGAAGCGGCUGUGGCUGCCAUGCAUGUCAAGAACCUAGUAGAAGCGGGAGUCAGGGACGAAGACAUCGCGGUCGUCACACCCUACAACGCUCAGCUCGCUCUUCUGAGCUCAUUACUCAAGGAGAAGUAUCCAAAACUUGAAUUGGGCAGCGUGGAUGGCUUUCAGGGCCGAGAGAAGGAAGCCGUCGUUGUCAGUCUGGUCAGAAGCAACGCUGAAAGGGAGGUGGGCUUCCUGGAUGAGAAAAGGAGAUUAAACGUUGCAAUGACCCGACCGAAGCGCCAUUUGUGCGUGAUUGGCGAUUCAGAGACUGUUUCUCGAGGCAGCCCCUUUUUGAAGAGGUGGAUGAAAUUUUUGGAGGACCAUGCUGAGUUGCGAUAUCCAAGCAUCGAGGAUUUGGAACUCGGGUAG